This is a messenger RNA of Amphimedon queenslandica, 2206 nucleotides long. RefSeq names its product glycerol-3-phosphate dehydrogenase, mitochondrial-like. Lineage: Eukaryota; Metazoa; Porifera; Demospongiae; Haplosclerida; Niphatidae. The transcript has 13 exons. The record is from RefSeq and is a predicted model, not a curated record. Gene Ontology annotation, biological process: glycerol-3-phosphate metabolic process. Gene Ontology annotation, cellular component: mitochondrion. The coding region runs from base 55 to 2202 and encodes 715 amino acids. Gene Ontology annotation, molecular function: glycerol-3-phosphate dehydrogenase (quinone) activity; calcium ion binding.
CUCUCUGGGUUACUUGCAUCACGUGAUCAAAAUGGCCGCUUACUUUCUCUAGGAAUGUUAGCACAUAAGCUAAAACUGGUCGCCGGUUCUUUACUGGCUGGAACUGUGGGGUAUGCCGGGUGGACAUUAGUUUCCAAUGAGGGAGGAGGAGAGAGUGAAGCAUUUGAGGGUCGAAAGGUGUCAGAAGGAAAAAGGACUCACAAAGACCUGAUAAUACCCACCCGGGCUGAACAGUUGAAUAGCUUGCAAGGAGGAGAGCAGUAUGAUAUAUUAGUGAUAGGAGGUGGUGUAACUGGUGCUGGUGUAGCCCUUGAUGCUGUUACUAGAGGUUUAAAUGUUGCUUUGGUUGAGAAGGACGACUUUUCUUCAGGGACUAGCAGUCGCAGUACUAAACUCAUCCAUGGUGGUGUCAGAUACCUACAGAAGGCAAUAAUGGGAUUUGACUUGGAGCAAUACAGAUUAGUCAGAGAAGCUUUACACGAAAGGGCUAACCUCCUAGAGAUAGCCCCCCACCUCUCUCGCCCUCUACCAAUCAUGCUUCCUAUAUACAGCUGGUGGCAGGUUCCUUAUUUCUGGUGUGGUAUCAAGCUUUAUGAUUUUGUUUCUGGAAAGAAACUGGUCAAAUCUUCAUUUUAUGUAUCCAAAGCUAAGGCAAUGGAGGAGUUCCCUAUGCUACAGAAGAAUCGGUUGUGUGGGGCGCUCGUCUAUUAUGAUGGUCAGCACAAUGAUGCUAGAAUGAAUCUUGCAAUAGCACUAACAGCUGCUAGAGAAGGAGCCAAAAUAGCCAACCAUGUAGAGGUCUUGUCCCUCAUUAAAGAGAAGGAUCUGGUGAAAGGAGCUCACGUGAGGGACACACUCACUGGAAAGGAAUGGAACAUAUUUGCUAAAGUUGUAAUCAAUGCAACUGGUCCGUUUACCGACCGGAUUCGUCACAUGGAUAAUCCAGAGGUUCCUAACAUAUGUCAGCCGAGUGCUGGCGUCCAUAUAGUGGUACCUGAUUACUAUAGUCCCCGUACAAUGGGCCUACUGGACCCUUCCACCAGUGAUGGGCGAGUCAUCUUCUUCCUACCUUGGGAAGGUAAGACUAUAGCUGGUACUACUGACUCCCCAACUGAUGUCACUCAUAGCCCACAACCAACCGAAGAAGACAUACGCUUCAUUUUAAAAGAAAUUAAAGAUUAUCUUAGUCCUGAUCUAUCUGUUCGUAGAGGUGAUGUCCUUGCUGCCUGGAGCGGUAUCCGGCCUCUUGUCAGUGAUCCUAACUCAAAGAACACUCAGUCAAUAUCACGCAAUCAUGUCAUUGAAGUCAGUAACAGCAAGAUGGUCACAAUAGCAGGAGGUAAGUGGACUACCUAUAGAGCUAUGGCGAGGGACACAGUUGAUAAAGCAGUUUCUGUUGGUGGGUUGAAUGACCCCAGAGGGUGUCAGACAGAUGGGUUUAUACUGGAGGGAGGGGAAGCGUGGCAACCAACCUCAUUCAUUCGUCUUGUCCAAGACUAUGGGAUUGAAGUGGAGGUAGCUCAAUAUUUGAGUAAAACAUAUGGUGACAAAGCCCCACGUGUUGCAGAAAUGGCACAGUUUACAGGUAGACGCUGGCCUGUGAAAGGAAAGAGGAUUGUGGAAGAGUUCCCAUACAUUGAAGCUAAUGUUCUCUACGCUAUCAAAGAGUAUGCCUGUACUGCCAUUGAUGUCAUAGCUAGAAGGACUAGUCUAGCCUUCCUUGAUGUGCAGGCUGCAGAGGAGGCACUGCCUCGUGUUGUGGAGAUAAUGGGAAAGGAGCUAGGCUGGAGCAAGGACGAGAAAAAGAAACAAAUAUCAGAAGCGAGACACUUCCUUGAAACAAUGGGUCUUCAGAUUCAUCACGAGGUUCGUAACGUUGAAAUAAAGCUCUCCUAUCAAGAAGCCAAACGCUACACGCAAAUAUUCAAGAGCCUUGACAAAGACAAUGAUGGUCACAUAUCAAUAUAUGACCUGAAACGAGCUCUGAAAGAUAUGGGAGAGACUGUAUCAGAUCGGGAACUAAGGGACCUCAUUGCUGAGGUAGACAUCAACAAGAAUGCAACUAUUGAAGAAGAAGAGUUUUUACAGCUAAUGAGUGCUAUCAGAACUGGUGAAGUUGCUAAUAGUCGUAUGGCUGAGAUUGUUAGGAGGCAGCAACAAGAAAUGGGUCUACCCGUUCGGAGAAGUGGCGGAGGAGUAUGAAAAA